Molecule: messenger RNA, 858 nt
Organism: Thecamonas trahens ATCC 50062
Lineage: Eukaryota; Apusomonadida; Apusomonadidae
Product: adaptin ear-binding coat-associated protein 2
Exons: 2
Coding region: 1-858 (285 amino acids)
Biological process (GO): endocytosis
Cellular component (GO): clathrin vesicle coat; membrane
Source: RefSeq, a predicted model, not a curated record
AUGGACGACGGCUUUGAGCGAACGCUCCUUGUGCUCGAGCAGUGCUUUGUGUAUGACGUGAACGGCAAGAAGACGAACCAGGGAUACCGGGCCAAGUCAUGGGACCUGGAGCAUUGGCUGUGGAUGGGGAUGCUCAAGGUGGUUGCGGUGGGUGACGCGGCGACGGUGCGGCUGGUGGAGGAGGACGGGUUGACGACGUUUGCCGAGGCGCCGGUGGUCGACGGCGCGGUCGAGCCGGCUAUCGACUCGUCGAGGUACUUUGUUCUCCGUAUUGUCGACGCUGCGUCGGGCAAGCACGCGUUCAUUGGCAUCGGAUUCCAGGACCGGAACCACGCGUUUGACUUUAACCUCACGCUCAACGAUCACAAGUCGUGGGUGGAGAACAAGAAGAAGAUCGCGACCGCUCCGCGCGAGCCGUCCAAGGACUACUCGCUCAAAGAGGGUCAGACGAUCAAGGUCUCGCUGCGCCACAAGCCGACAGCACGCCGCGGCGCGGCGGUGACGACCGGCGUGGCCGGCGGCCAGCGCGGCGCUGCAACGACCGCGUCCAGUGGUGGCGGCCUUGGCGCUCUACUCCCGCCGCCGCCGACUGGCGCAUCGUCGCGGAGACGAGGCUCGCGCGGGACAACGGCGACAGCGGCGGCUGCACCUGCUGCUGCACCAGCGGCUGCUGCACCUGCUACAGCCGAUGCGGCCGCCCCCGAUCCGUUUGCGGCUCUCGGCGCGCCGACGACCUCCGCAGGCGCCGCCGCCAUCGACUGGGGUGCGUUUGCCUCGCCGACGGCACCUGCACCAUCGACUGCGGACGCAUCCACUGGUGCCAAGGAUGCCGCCGAUCCGUGGGCCAUCUUCCAGUAA